CUCCGACGAGCGCAAUGGCCCAGAAAGUCCAGUGGACCUGCAAGCGCUUCUCCGAGCUCUCGGCCGAGCGGCUCUACGAUAUCCUUCACGCGCGCUGCUCCGUGUUUGUUGCAGAGCAAAAGUGCGUCUGGCUCGAGGUCGACAACCUCGACAAGGCGCCCACGAUGCGCCACUUGGUCGGCGCGACGCCCUCUCACCAAGUCGCAGCUUACGCGCGGCUUGUUGGCCCGGGCACCAAAGGCCCCACACAAGACUACGCGAUGAUCAGCCGCGUGCUCACGACUGCAGGCUUUCGCGGCCACGGCCUCGGGAAGACCGUCAUGAAGGAAGCGAUCGCAGCGUGCGAGGUCGAGUGGCCGGACAAAAGCAUCGUCAUCAACGCGCAGGCGUACCUCGAGCCGUUCUACAAGUCGCUUGGGUUUGUCCAGACGUCCGAGCUCUACGAAGAGGACGGUAUCAUGCACAUGGACAUGAUCCGAGUGCCGGCGUCGUCGACGAAGCGAGUGUAGUCGCCAAGAACUGAAAGAGAACUUGGUUGAUCGUGAGGCUAUCCAGUUAUAGAAGACUAUUCUCUUGUACAUCGACUAUACUCUUGUACGCUA
This is a messenger RNA of Saprolegnia diclina VS20, 602 nucleotides long. RefSeq lists its product as hypothetical. NCBI's taxonomy places the organism in Eukaryota, Oomycota, Saprolegniomycetes, Saprolegniales, Saprolegniaceae. The transcript has a single exon. Gene Ontology annotation, molecular function: acyltransferase activity, transferring groups other than amino-acyl groups. The coding region runs from base 15 to 509 and encodes 164 amino acids. The record is from RefSeq and is a predicted model, not a curated record.